CUUUUAAUGGUGUGGGGCGUGAGUGGUCUGACUGGUCGGAACAAUUUGAUCUGGCGGCUGAGGUAAACAGAGCAGCCCUCGUCCCUGAACCUCCCGUCCUGCCUUCCCUGCCAGCCCCAGGAUCUCUCGUCUCCCCUUCCCUUCGUCUCCGUGUCCUGUGCCUGCCUGUUGGACUGGAUCUCCCCGGCUACCGAAUCUACCUUCUGUCCCCGACCAUUCUUCUUGCCUGGCCCAUUGAAAGCCUGUUACCUGCUCGAUCUAAUAAAGAUCGCGCUGUUCCGCAUUCCUGGGUCCGCGUUUCCCUGCCGAGGGUGUCCUAACAAUUAUGUCUCCAGUAAUAAUUUUCUGCUAAUAGCAUUAAUUCUCUUAUUUCGGUAUCGGUGUACUGCAUGUACAUGUUAUCACCAUCAAAGAAAAAAACGCGUUAUGACUUAUCAGUCAUUAUUAUUGUUUUUGUCGUUUAUUUAAUCGUGUAGCAAUACUGCCACUUGUCAUAUUAUUAAUUGCGUAUUUAUAUAAUAUUAACCAAUGACCAAUCUCUGUAUCUUACUAGCAUCUUUUGCGCAUUUGUCUUUGUAUCAGCCGUAGCGGUCUGCAGGGGGAAUCGCAGAAGCUGGAGUUUCUUAGAGCGCUGCAUGGGUUUGGACAAACAUUAGGGAGAAGCAAACACAAACGAUUCGUGAGUGCAUCGUACGUGUUGUAAGAGCAAGUGAAGCUGAAAGACAUUGACAGUGAAGUGAUGGCUCCCUCUAUCAAUCUCUUCACCUUCCUCGUCCUGUCCCUGGUGGGGGGCAGCUCUUCAUGGGACGAAGCUUCUCCUUGCGGAUCCGGCUCCAUCCUGACAAGGCCCUACACGGCCUUGUGUGAGCUGGAUGCGGUGUGGGGCUUGGUGGUGGUGGUGGCGGCAGCGGCGGCGGCCCUCGCCUCGCUGAUCCUGCUCCUGGUGGUACUGUGUCGCCUGCGGAAGAUCACAGAGGCUGAGGAGCGCAGCGGGGUGGCGCCGCUACUCCUGCUGCUCGCUGCCAUACUUGGGCUCUGUGGCCUCAGCCUGGGAUACAUCGCUGAGCACCAAGAGAGCCUCUGCUUCGCCCGGCGUGUCCUGAGGGGGGUGUUGCUUGCUAUCUGCAACACCUGCCUAGUGUUCCAGGGUCUGCGACUGCGCCGGUUGGGACAAGGUGCUCAUAGCCCCAGCACAGGUCAACUGAUGGGGCUGGCGGUGGCCUUGGCCGUGGUGGAUCCGGAGUGGAUCCUUCUAGCCACGAUGUCCACGUGCCAGCCAGCCUGUGAUUACCAGCCGCUGGACUUUGCGCUGGCCACCACUUAUGUGCUGGUCCUGCUCCUGGCAGCAUUGGUGGGGGCGGCCUGCAGUCUGUGGAGGCAGCAGCCACGGUGGAGGUGCAGGACCAUGUGGCUGCUCAUCACCUGCCUGGCCUCAGUCCUGCUGUGGGUGGCCUGGAUCACCUUCUGCCUGUAUGGCAACGCGGCGCUUGGCCUGUCCCCAACAUGGGACAACCGGGUACAGGCAGUGGUGCUGCUGGCACAGGCAUGGCUGCUCAUACUGCUGCACGCUGCUCCUGAGGUCCACGCCACCUUACGGCCCGCAUCCCGCAUGAGAGAGGCCAAUUUAGAGGAGGGCCUUUCUCACCUGUAGUUUGGAGCAAACCGGGACUUCGUGUUCAGUGACAACAACUCAGGUGUCCUCCCCAGCCCCCAGGAAACAUUACAUUUUAAAUAAAUAAUAUAUAUAUCAUCA
Molecule: messenger RNA, 1753 nt
Organism: Brienomyrus brachyistius
Lineage: Eukaryota; Metazoa; Chordata; Actinopteri; Osteoglossiformes; Mormyridae
Product: G-protein coupled receptor family C group 5 member B-like
Exons: 5
Coding region: 740-1651 (303 amino acids)
Biological process (GO): G protein-coupled receptor signaling pathway
Cellular component (GO): intracellular membrane-bounded organelle; signaling receptor complex; plasma membrane
Molecular function (GO): G protein-coupled receptor activity; protein kinase binding; protein kinase activator activity
Source: RefSeq, a predicted model, not a curated record